Molecule: messenger RNA, 2526 nt
Organism: Dermacentor andersoni
Lineage: Eukaryota; Metazoa; Arthropoda; Arachnida; Ixodida; Ixodidae
Product: succinyl-CoA:acetate/propanoyl-CoA:succinate CoA transferase
Biological process (GO): acetate metabolic process
Cellular component (GO): mitochondrion
Molecular function (GO): acetate CoA-transferase activity
Source: RefSeq, a predicted model, not a curated record
GAACAUCACUCGUGCACAGGUGCUACGGGUGGCGCUGCUUCUUUUUGUGCUGUUUCUCCUAGUUCGGCAUACCUGCGAUUACGGACUGCCGGACACAGUGAUAACGGCGGGAAAGAUCGCGAGGACAACUCCACCGCUUUGUAGAGCCGUACCGUGCCGCGUCUGACAGGUCGCGCGUCUUCGUGUUCACGCUUUUUUGCAACCCAGCCAUGUCGUUCAAGUCGAAAGCGGCCUCGCUCUGCCAGCGGUUCGUCCGUCCGGGCCUGGCGUUGAAAAAUGCUCACCGGAGAGGCUACUACUCGUACUGCAACGAACCUUUUCAGCCGCUGAAGCGCGAUCCGAAGUGGAUGAAGGCUGAGGAAGCAGUCGGCGCGAUCAAGUCCGGCGAUACAGUGUUCAUCCAUGGAGCGGCAGCCACUCCUCGAGGCCUCAUCCCUGCCAUGGUGGAACACGGAAAGAAGUCUGGUCUCAAGAAUGUCACUGUUUGCCACAUUCACACAGAGGGUGCAGCGGAAUAUAACCAACCAGACUGUCAGGGCAUCUUCCGAAGUAUGUCGUUCUUUGUCGGAGCCAACUGCCGGGAGGCCAUCAAUGCUGGUCGUGCCGACUUCGUGCCCAUCUUUCUCAGUGAAAUUCCCCAAGUCUUCCAUCGUGGUGUGCUCCCUGUCGACGUCGCUAUGGUGCACGUGACACCGCCUGACAUUCACGGUUACUGCAGCUUGGGCACCAGCGUGGACUGUGCGCGGGCAGCUCUCACCCAUGCCAAGUACAUAAUUGGGCAGGUAAACGAGCACAUGCCGCGCACGUGGGGCGACGGAAACAUCCACAUCUCCCAUUUCGACGCCCUUGUGAAGCAUGAUGCCAAGCUGCCCGAGCACAAGCCAGCCGUGUUGACCGAUGUGGAAAAGCAGAUUGGCCGUAACAUUGCCGACAACUUGGUUGAAAACGGUGCCACGCUGCAGCUUGGUAUUGGGUCGAUUCCGGAUGCUGUGCUGAGCUGCCUCAAGGGCCACAAGGACCUGGGAGUCCACUCGGAGAUGUUCAGUGACGGUGUGGUUGACCUGGUAGAAGAGGGCUGCAUCACCAACAACAGGAAGGUCAUCGAGAAGGGCAAGAUCGUGGGCAGCUUCUGCAUUGGCACCCAGAGGCUUUUCGACUUCAUGAAUUGCAAUGCUGGGCUUGUGAUGCUGGACGUUUCAUACGUCAACAACCCUCAGAUCAUCUGCCAGAACCCAAUCGUCACAGCCAUCAACUCUUGCAUUGAAGUUGACAUCUGUGGUCAGGUUGUGUCAGAUUCUAUUGGCCCAAGAAUUUACUCGGGUUUCGGCGGGCAGGUCGACUUCCUGCGGGGAGCAGCUAUUGGCCAAGACGGAAAGGGCAAGCCCAUCCUGGCCAUGCCUUCCGUGUCCGCCAAGGGCGUGAGCAAGAUCUGCACCUACAUCAAGCAGGGUGCCGGUGUCGUGACGACUCGUGCCCACACCCACUAUGUAGUUACCGAGCACGGAAUCGCCUCGCUCUUUGGCAAGAGCAUCCGCCAGCGCGCCCAUGCACUCAUCAACAUAGCUCACCCUGACCACAGGGAAACGCUGGAAAAGGAAGCCUUCGAGAGGCUCAAGUGCAUGCCCUCCCCUUAAAGAACUUGCCUUGUUCUGUAGAGGCACUCGUACUUCAUCAUUUCUACUUUACAUGCUCGGUGAUUUCAGUUUAUGUCCGACCGCAAGCAGCAUUCGCGGGAUAGAUCUAAAGGAACUUUGUGUAUAGCAUUUCUUUGGCACAUAUUGAAUUCGACAACAUUCUUUGCAUAGUUAAAACAAUGACCCGCACUUGUUCAAUGGGGCUAUGGUUCACGACUAGUCCUUGGCACGUUUUCCGUUGAGGCCACUUUCACUAAACCCAGGUGCAGGCUGUGCACUGCAGAAAGCGAGUGCAGUUAAGGGCAGUUGGCUUCACCAGUCAGUCAGGUUACGUCAGCACUGCCAUUUUCAAUAAAAAAAAAAAGUGAAAUCGAGCCGGAUGGAGUUGUUUCACAGCUUGGCUAGAAGUCCUAAUGACAAGUAUUUUAUUGCCUCGAGCCAUAUUUCAUUGGCCAUAGAAACUGUUGAAAGUCUUUGUAUAUUGCUGUUGUUAGCAAGCUGAAGGAGUUUACUGCUUUUUUUUUUUUUUUGCAACACUGCAUUUGACCAGUCUUCCAAGCUGCAUGAACUGUCUCCAUCAAGCUGUGCCCAUAGAGGCUCGCGAUAUGUAAAAUAUUGAAGCACAGCACCCCCACCGCCCCAGACAUCCUUAUAUAUAGCUCAUGCUCCUUUCAAGUCCUACAGCCAUUACAUGUCCGGUGCAGUUCUCUCAAUGUAAACAUUUAUGUGCACAACUUUUCAACUUGAAGAGGAAGUGCUGGAAGCAUAAUGCUUACUCUUUAGUUCAGAAGCAGAGUUGUUGCUUCUCCUCACUGUGUACAAUUGUACAAUAAGUUUAGAAAAAGAUGCAUAUACUGUGAACGAUUCAAAUAAACAGCAAUAUUUUCCAGCA